Notodromas monacha is the source of this 1687-nucleotide messenger RNA. Lineage: Eukaryota; Metazoa; Arthropoda; Ostracoda; Podocopida; Cyprididae. The record is from the annotation of a GenBank genome assembly.
AUGCUGCAAAGCAGCCAAUCGUCGUUUGGUGUGGGAGGAGUUGCGUGCCGCGUUAUAAUCGACUUCUGCAUUCUUCUGGCCAUCGGCGGAGUGAUUCUUUACUACGGUGUCUGGGGUGAACCGCGAAAUACUGGUUUCUUUUGUUAUGAUCCGACUUUGUCGCAUCCGUACCGAGAAUCUUCGGUACCUUCGGCAUGGCUCUACUCUGCCGGCGUUUUCCUUCCUUUCAUAUUUGUUGCAAUGACUGAACUCUCACGAACGAGAAGGUCUGGUGGGAACAUAACUGCAUUUCUGGCGGACUUAUACGCUCACUUUGUCAUUUGGUAUGGUUUCGGCGCAUUGGUGUCGCAAGCCGUUACGUACGUUUUGAAGUUUUACGUGAGUCGUUUGCGACCGCAUUUCUUUGCCGUUUGUAAACCGGACUACACGGCAUUUGCAUCGCUCUGCGAGACGGAUUCGUUCAUCUUGGAUUACAAUUGUACGAACACGGAUUAUUCAGCGAGCGUGUUGCGGGAGGCGUAUCAGUCUUUUCCUUCUGGACAUUCAUCAUUUGGGUUUCAUGCGGCUGCCUUUUUGUGCUUAUAUUUGAGGGAGCGUUGGAGGAAAAACGCUGGGGGAAUUGUUUGGCGUCCAUUUAUUCAGUUUGUUUUCCUCACUGCCGCCAUGAUUGUUGGUAUAUCUAGAGUUAACGAUUUCAAGCAUUUUCCUUCGGAUGUCGUAUCGGGUGCGUUACUGGGUGCCUUGGUGGCAUUAUUCGUUUACUUCACCAUCGACCUCUCUGGACUACGAAAUCAUUACUUGUUCGACAUUCAAGAAAGCCGCUCUUCCCUUACGAGGUCUUAUCCGAAAGAGCCUGAUCGUAUGCCGAGGAACACUUCUCAAGUAGGGCUCAUGGGAACACGAAGAAUAGACAGCAAUUACAAGACAUUUGACUGUUAUGCCGACUCUCUACAAGACGAAUGACCCUUCAAUGUGCAAUGAAAUAAACUUCGAUCCAAGUGAACGUCAUCGAUUUUGACUUUUGUGUUCUUCUGGUUUCCAUGUACAAGUACUGUACAUGGGAAUGCCUCGGCUGAGAUAGGGUAUUGGACAGCUUCGUACGGGAAACAAGUGCCUGCCGUUAUUCGACUCGUGUUCUGACUGAUGGGGGGGAAAUGUUGAGCUGAUGCUUAUUUUCGGGUUGCAAAUUUUGUUGUUGAUUUGGUUUUUUUCUCCCGGAUUCUAUGUCGGUGUAAGAAAGUCCUGCGACGAAAUUGAAGUGUGCAUUCCGGAAAAUUUUCCACGAGUGCUUAUUUUUGUGUUGAAAUUUAUUUAUGAAUACUGUACUCAUCUUUUAUUUAUUGGAUAAUUCUGUCCCGCUUCUGAUAUUUCCGUCUCAAAUGGUUGUGGGUGUUAAGUUCAGUUUUUGUCCGCUUGAAAAUGUGUAUGAAUUCUUCACAUCGAACGUGUGUUCAUUGCCUUCAUUAGUUUUGUAUUUUGUGAACUAAUGGGAUCCACGUGAACAUGAUGAGCAUUUGACAAAAACGUAAUUCUUCGUUGAACAAAACGAAAUUCUGUACUGCCGAAUGUUCAUCGGCGGGAGACAAAAAAAUUCGUGAGGCGUUUACGAACCUUUUUUUUUUAAACCUGGGGCAAGGGAAAUGGUUUUUCUAAUGAGAUGCGAAUGAAACGCGGGUUUAAAUGUUUA